AUGAAGGUUUUUCUUGCUUUCUUGUUGAUCCUCGCGGUUUCGGUUUCUGCGAAACUUUUCGAUGAUCGUUGUACUUAUGAACAAGAAGGUCGAAUCUUGGUCCGCUACCUCCUUUACUAUUGGGGAGUUUGUCACAAUGGAAUAAUCUAUACAUGUGGAAGUGGUCCAGGAGAGCCAGAAGAAACUCGGCCUUUCUGUUUCCGCCGUGGUCGUCCCAGUUCACCGACUAAAUAUUGA
Molecule: messenger RNA, 237 nt
Organism: Caenorhabditis angaria
Lineage: Eukaryota; Metazoa; Nematoda; Chromadorea; Rhabditida; Rhabditidae
Source: the annotation of a GenBank genome assembly